UCUAAUUCAUUCUACCAUUAUUUUUAAUUUGCAGAAUCCUCAAUAAAUCAGGCCUCCAAAAUGUUUUUGUAGAUAAUAAUGUAAAACUUUUAAGCCUUUUUAUUGCUCUAAAAUUUAUGGUUCAUCUAUAAAGCAAACAACUAAAUAAUUUAAACAAUAAAUUUGGGUUCAGCCCUUUCUCAUUUUAACUACUGCUCUUCUAAAAUGCACAUAAGAUCAUUUCCCAAAUUAUUCCAAAAUAUUUCUCACAACUGGUUCUGUACAGAAUUUGAUUGCUCUAGAAUUGAAAUGAUCAUGUAUGAUGGUAUUCAUCUUUUAAAAUUAAUAUUGUUGUGCAGGAAAAUUUUUUAUUUGUUUCUUAUGUUACAAACUUGAGAAGUGUUGCUGCCUGAUUCUAAUAGAUAAUACCCACCUGACAAAUGAUAUUGAAUUCAAUAAGGGCUUGGCAGAAUGAAUGUACAAGCUCUCUGCAACGUGUGUCUGAACACAUUCAAUAGUACCAAUCACAAGCCUCUAGUCUUGCAGUGUGGUCAUACUUAUUGCCUAGCCUGCCUUAAGGACAUCGAGGCUGCGGGCAAAAAACUUUGCCCAUCAUGCAGAGAAGAAUGGCGGGGCGAAUCAAAUGAGCUACCAAUUUCCUACAUGCUAAUACCUGGUGCAAAAACGGCACCUAAAUCUUCUGGUGAUGAUACUGACUAUAAAUCCGACUAUAACAUGUGCUUGUUGCACUCAUGCACCAUAGAACACUGGUGCUGCAAGUGUCAAGUUGCCACCUGCAAGAAGUGCAUUUCUGAGAUGCAUUAUGCUCAUGGACAGGUUGCCUUUGAAAAUGUUGUUGGUCAAGAAAUUGACAUGAAACAAAUAAAGAAAUCCUUUAAUGGAAACCUGGGGAAGAAGUUUAAAGAAGGCCUGAAAAAUUCAGUCAGCGUAUGCAAUGAAGGACUUGAAUUGAUUGAGUCAAUGAAAGAGAUUGAGACUAAGCUAUUGUCAUGGAAAAAACACCUCCUGGCUCAAGAAAAGAAUUUGUCAGCUUGUAUGGAGCAUGUAGAAAACACGAGUGAGGCAGGAUUGAAAGCAAAAUUUGAUGCCUUCUUGAAAAUAAUGUCAAGCUGUGAUGUGGGAAAAGCAAGUCUUUCAUCAGAAUGGCAAUUGAUAUUGAUGAAAUUUGAGGACCUUGGUGGAGAACUUCAGUCAUUAUAUAAAGAUCUGGAAGCUGAGAAGCGACGCCUGCUGCCGGAAGAACUCCAGACAUUGACAGAAAAUGUUGUCAUUAAAGGAGAAAGAAUGAGCAAGAAAAUUGUGCGAGCACAGCCAACUAUUCCAGCAGGUGCAAAGGCCACAGUUACAGUGGUAUCCUCUGUGGAAGACCCCAUCAUUAGCCUGCAAGAUCUUCUCUUAUACUUGAUGAAUGGUCGCACUGCUAUACACCUCCGGCUCUUGGAUUCUUUUUUCAAUGGCAACAGCAGCAGUGCAAAUGAUUCCCUCAGACUGAAACAUUUUUUGUGCAAAAACUUUGGGGCGCACCUAGCAUCGUUCUACGGUCACCUUACACACGCCGCGUGGGCCAAGUUCGGUGUUGUUGGACUGCUGAAGCUUGGGCUGCAUCUCCAGUCUGGAGCUGACGUGGCUGAUGUCAACAAGAUCUUGAAUGACAACUGCGGUGCUGGGAACAUUAAGCCCGGCGAACAUUCAUCGGUCGAUGGAACUUCGGUUCCGGUGUGCAGAAAGCUGUUCAUAGCAGAUAUUGCCAUCAACAAAAGCAUCAAGGCGAAGGAUAUCUGGGGGUGCCUGAAGCCGAAGACUAACAUGCUGUACCGACUUCACUUGGUGAAACUGGAAGAUGGAGACUGGAAGAGAUGCAGCGGCGUGGUUACACGUUUGCUCCCAGGAACUGCUAAAGGCAAGCGGAAUCACGAACUUUGGAUCCACGAUUGCAGCGGCUUAUCAGCAGACGUCACGGUGCAAGUUGCGAAGUAUUUGUGCCAGUACACGAGCAUUGGCACACUGAGAAUGAAUAAUCAUAAUUAUCAUUCAAUCGAGGAAGCCGAAGAAGUACAGCUGGAUGCAUAUUUCUCUGGUUGCGCCUUACAUUUCAGCAUUCCAUCUUUGUAAAGUUUUCUGUCAACCGCUGGGAAAUCUGAAUCUUAAGUAGGAACGUUACAGUAUUUAACAGAACAUGAAUUUGCAUUUCUGCUGCGAACCAUAGUGACAUACUUAAUUAAUUUUGCUGCUGUACACCACACCGCGUGAACGGAGAAUGCCAGCCAUGAUUAACUCGCUCAAAUUUUCAAUACAAUGUGAAGCAAUCCGAACGUGUGGAAAGGUCAUCAGAAAGAAGGCGAACAUAAAUUUGACUUUGUUUCAUAUUAAUGUUUUGGUAUGACAUGUGCGGUGAAGAAACAUCCCUGGUCUGGAUUUUCAGAGGAAGGCGUAUGUCAUUCCUUCAAUGUAUUAACGGACUUCAUUUCUAAUAGAUUUAUGAAAUAGAUACUAGAUGGACUACAUAAUUUGAGCGCGAAUGGUAAUUAUAAUUAUUAAAAACUUCAUUCAUUUAUUCAUUGUUGCCGUGUUGAAGACACGAACUCUAUUCGCACAAAGAGGAUCUGGGAAUGCCUCUUCAAGCGUAAUGGGAUGAAGUGAGAGCAGAAUUAUUUGGUUCCUAUCAAUAUGGCAUUUGAAAAUAAGUUUUCUAACGAUACCUUUACAUAAAGAUCGGUUUUCCAUCUACUACUUCUAGUUAUAAUUGAAAUUUUUUUGUUAAAUUUAUAAAUUCAAUUGAAGCUUAAUAUAUCAUAUUAAGUGAGAACUUCUCGCGGGAAAACUAUAUUUCAUACAUGCCUACUAGCAGGAUUUUACUCUAUGAAAGUGAAACUUGCAGCUGAAAUUUCGUUUUUUAGAAAUCUUUAAGUGUUAAUAAAUUGUUUAAUGUGUGGUAUCAACAUAACGGGAUCGCGAAUCAGCCUGAAUUAUUUUUUUUAACUGAGAAUUUCGGGGGAUACGUUCACAUGUUUCAAAUGAUCAAAACACGCUUUUUCUAUUGUCAAGCAUUCUGCUGCAUAUUGGAAUUUAUGUUUGAUCAACUUGAUGCUUUUAGUUUGUUUCUAAGGCAUUUGUUCCUAGAAUCAUCGUAUUCAAUCGCUCCCAGUUCAUGUUUCGUGAUAAAUGUAUAUUUUGGUUUCAAUCAUUUAUUAAUAUUCUCAAUACGCGAUGUGAUCCAUUGCUUAUUUUCAAAUAUUUUUGCUUAUUGUUCCUUUUUUUAUAUAAUUCUCGGUUAUAAGUACGCUUUCCGACUGUAAUCAUGUUUUCAUUUUUAUUCAAUCAAGUUUCCCUUUGAAACUCUUCAAAAUGGAUAGUUUGAAUUCCAUCAUAUACGUCAGCUUGUCGCAAGUACAGCUGAAUAAGUCAUUCAAUAAUUUCUAAAUUUUUGCGGUGAUAGCGGAUCAAAAUGGAUUUAAUUAAUAAAUUCGAUAAAUUUAUAAUAUAUUAGUAGACUGAAUUCCUAUCUAAAGAUAUUCCUGGCGGUGUCUUGGCACUUAGCUGGUAUUCCAGUUUCUCGUGUUGAGGUAAAGAACGUCAAAAUAAAGUUAAACCUUAAGUUGAGCGCAGAUCUCUUGUGUACGCAGGAUUCCUGCAACGACACGAGGGACGGCGCCUGAAGAGCCUGUACGUUAACCGCCCUAGCCUGACUAAAGCCUUACAUGCUCUACCUCAGAUGACCCAUCUGUGUACGAGUCUAUACAGCUGGGACUUGCUGAACCUGCGAGAAACAUUCCAAAUUCUGGGGUGUGGUUGUCGCAUUUCCAGCUCACCAAUUUAAUAAUUUAU
This is a messenger RNA of Hyalella azteca, 3825 nucleotides long. Its product is annotated as RING finger protein 207-like. The record is from RefSeq and is a predicted model, not a curated record. Bases 451 to 2112 code for a protein of 553 amino acids. The transcript is spliced from 7 exons. Lineage: Eukaryota; Metazoa; Arthropoda; Malacostraca; Amphipoda; Hyalellidae. Gene Ontology annotation, biological process: protein ubiquitination. Gene Ontology annotation, molecular function: ubiquitin protein ligase activity.